This is a messenger RNA of Heterostelium album PN500, 1281 nucleotides long. RefSeq lists its product as uncharacterized. The transcript is spliced from 3 exons. The coding region runs from base 1 to 1281 and encodes 426 amino acids. Lineage: Eukaryota; Evosea; Eumycetozoa; Acytosteliales; Acytosteliaceae. The record is from RefSeq and is a predicted model, not a curated record.
AUGAGCAGUUCAACUAAAUCAAAGAAAAAGAAUGAUCAAACAGAUCAAGUAAAGAAGAAAAGUAUUGUUAAUAAAGAUAAAUCCGAAAAAGAAACAGAAAAGAGCGAAAAACAAUCGAUUGUUAAUAAAAAGAGAAAAGAUAUAAUCAAUACUGAUAAUAAUACAGAGCAUGAACCAAAGAAAAUCAUUAAAAAACAAAAGAAAGAUAUAAAAUAUACUGAAUCAAUCAAAGUUGUAAAAGAACAACAAUCAAAAACAAAUGAAAACAACAAUAUAAAUAGUAGUAAUAGUAGUAAAAAGAGAAAGAACAAUGAUGAUAGUUCAAUAGUAGAGAAAUCAAAAGAAAAAGAAGUAAAAGAAGAUAAAAAAGAUAAAGUAGAUAAAGAAAAAAAGAAACAAAAAAUAACAUCAAUAAUAAUAAAUAAUGACAUAAAAGAUGAUAAUAAUAACAAUAAUAAUAGAGAUCAUAGUGAAAAGAAUUGUAAUUCAAUUUUAGAUUCUAUAGUUGUAAUACCUAGUAGAGAUAAGAAUCAUUUGUUGUCAAUCAUACCAGAGCUAUUAACUAAAACAUCACUUCCUGCCAAUCCAUUCAUCGAUACAUUCAAUCAUCCUAUAAAACCAUUGUUAUUCAAAACACCAACAUCAACAACUUCUUCAUCUAAAUCGUCAUCUAAAUCAUCAUCUAAAUCAAAUGCAAACAACAACAACAACAACAGUUUCCACAUUGAUAAUAUUAAAUCAUUGUAUCAAUCACUUUCAAAUAUCAAUAAUAAACUAUCGAUAUCAUCAGCAUUGCAACAAGAAUACAAUCAUUAUAAAGAUAUUGGACAAAAACUAAAGAUACUAUUUGGCAAUAACAAUAUACAACAAUCAACAUUGCUACCAUUCAUAAACUCUUUGAACAGCUUCAUAUUGGAACAAAAGAGUGGCAACUAUCAAAGUUUACCAAGUGGUGAUUUCGCAUUGUUGACACUCUACAAGAUUUACACUAUUUUUAUUUUGAUAGAUUAUUUAUCAGAAAUGGUAUUAGAAGCAGCCAAUCUACUAAGUGGUGUUUUAGGACAAGUUCAUUAUGUUAUCUAUUCAACCUCUUCGAUCGCUUCGCUAGGUGUAAUUUAUGAUUCAUUGAAAUUGUUCCGCAUUGCACUGUGCAACGCUUACAACACAUUGUAUCCUCAACUCUACCUGUUCGAACUCUACCAUGAGAAGAACAAAGAUAAACUUUGUAAUUCUUUUAAACAGACAUUUGGUGAUUUACCAAAUCUAAUAAAAUCCAUUUAA